Messenger RNA from Girardinichthys multiradiatus, 2499 nucleotides. RefSeq lists its product as uncharacterized. The record is from RefSeq and is a predicted model, not a curated record. NCBI's taxonomy places the organism in Eukaryota, Metazoa, Chordata, Actinopteri, Cyprinodontiformes, Goodeidae. Gene Ontology annotation, biological process: peptidyl-lysine methylation. Gene Ontology annotation, cellular component: cytosol; cytoplasm. The coding region runs from base 98 to 1831 and encodes 577 amino acids. The transcript has 8 exons. Gene Ontology annotation, molecular function: protein-lysine N-methyltransferase activity.
GCGUCUAUAACAUCGCAGUCCAAGGUAUCCACAGGCAGUCGGGGCCCUCUUUCAUUGGAAUUAAAGCAGUAUUGGAUCAAAACUAACAGGGCUUCAAAUGGAAACUAUGUGUUCGCCAUUUGUGGAAGAAGCGAGCUGUGUCAGCAUAGAGGAGGAAGAUGAGGCUAAAGACAAUGAAGAGGAGGAUAAAGAUUAUUCACAAAAAGAGGAUUUAGAUGUUGGGAACAAACAGGAACUGAUGGCCUGGGCUCCAUAUUUUUACAGCAGAGUGAGCAACGAGGUGUACAACUAUGUCGGUCAUGAGAUUGUAAUUGAAGAGGGUCUGGACUCGUAUGCAGGCAUGAUAUGGCCCGCGGCUUUAGCUCUCUGCCACUACCUUGACACUCAUCGAGACCAACUGAAUCUCGUGGGCAAAACCAUCCUGGAGAUUGGAGCAGGAACUGGGCUCUUAUCUGUGGUAGCGGCACUCCUCGGUGGUUGGGUCACAGCGACAGACCUUCCAGAGGUUCUGAACAACACUAGAGUCAACCUGUGUAGGAACACCAGAGGCCGCUGCAGACACACACCCCAGGUGGCGUCUCUGUCCUGGGGCUACGACCUGGAGCACACCUACCCUUCAUCUGUCUACAGGUACGACUACGUGCUGGCAGCUGACGUGGUUUACCAUCAUGACUUCCUGGACGAGCUCUUGGCCACCAUGAAGCAUUUCUGCAAACCAGGAACAACUUUGAUCUGGGCCAACAAGGUCAGAUUCGAGUCCGAUCUGGUGUUCACGGAGAACUUUAAAAAAGCUUUUCACACAAGUUUACUGGCUGAAGAGGGAGAUGUGAAGAUCUACAUGGCAAUGAGUAGGGAAGGAGAUGAUGAAGUUGAUCAGGGCCUGGAAAUUCAAGAUCUGCUGGGAGAAGAGGAUGGAAGGACUGGAGAGGAAGAAAGCACUGAUGACAAACUUUCCUAUGUCUUUCAAGAGGUGGGAUCUAAUAUACUGGAAGAUGAAAGAGAAGAGGAGGUGGAAGAAGAAGAGCUCGGAAGUGAUGAAGAGGAAGAGGAAAUGUUAACCUCCAAAGAUGAUGAAACAGAUGAACAAAAGGAGACUGUUCCAAGCAAUGGGAACCUUUCUGAACACGAGGAUUCAAACCAGACAGUCGUACGGCGAAACUGGGUUCCGAGCAUCAUUUGCCGCAUUGACAAAGACAUCUACCAUUACGUAGGGCAGGACAUUGUCAUUUAUGAAUCCAUCGAUUCAUACGGAGCAAUGAUGUGGCCAGCUGCAUUGGCUUUGUGCUCCUUCCUUGACAACAACAGGCACACAGUGGACCUGCAGGGGAAGGAGUUGCUGGAACUGGGAGCAGGAACUGGAUUGGUGGCCAUUGUGGCCAGUCUACUGGGAGCUUCAGUCACAGCAACAGACCUUCCAGAGUUGUUAGGUAACCUCCUGGCCAACUUAAUGAGGAACACCAGAGGCCGCUGCAGAUACACACCCCAUGUGGCACCUCUGUCCUGGGGCUACGACCUGGAGCACACCUACCCUUCAUCUGUCUACAGAUACGACUACGUGCUGGCAGCUGACGUGGUUUACCAUCAUGACUUCCUGGACGAGCUCUUGGCCACCAUGAAGCAUUUCUGCAAACCGGGAACAACUUUGAUCUGGGCCAACAAGGUCAGGUUUGAGUCCGAUCUGGUGUUCACGGAGAACUUUGAAAAAACUUUUCACACAAGUUUACUGGCUGAAGAGGGAGAGAUGAAGAUCUACAUGGCAACAAGUAGAUUUGGAGAUGGAGGUGACAGGGACAGACUGAGCAGGCCCACAGGAUGCAGGCUCAAAGCCUGAAGAGGUUUAAAGGACUUAAUGUUGGACCAUCUUUGGUUCUUUGUUUGUUUUUUUCAAAUGUGGUUAGAUGCCUACUAACUUGGUUAAAAGUUGGAAGACAUGCAAAAAGCUCAGUUCUACAAAUGUGUUGCCUGAACCAAAGAUGUUUCUUGCUUUUUUGCAGUUUUGCUUCGGUUCCAGUAUGGACAACAUCUAUGUGUUUAAGUCCACAGGUCCUGGUUUCACUCAUCAGAGGAGCUUUUAAAUGUCAAUUUAGCAACAAAAUAUUUGUAAUAGUGGUACUGAUUUUGUUUCUCAUCAUUGGAGGUUUCUGUGUUUGCACAAGCUUUACUUAGGCUCAAACUAUAAUUUUACAACCUUUAUUACCAGGCCUCAUUAGGAAAAGAAAAAGUGAGCUUAAUGAUGCCAUGUAGGGAUUUUGGCCCACUCUCACAACAGACGCUUGUUUUUGGCACGGCUGUUUUGGUCCUGCCAAAGCAUUUCACAUGAAGUCUGGACUUUGGUUUGUUGCAACAACUCGAUUCUUUUCAUUUUCAGUGGUACUGUUCUAAAUUUGCUUGUGUUAAUGACCCAAUUGCAGCCAAGCUCAGGUGUCAAACAUACACCCUCCCACAUGAUACUAUAUUACAGUGGUACAGAGUCCACUGGCGCUCAGGUCCUGUGGCUGC